AUGUUUUCGUAUAUUGUGACACGGCUCUUGUGGGACCACCGCCAAGUGGCGCCUCAAGGAUCGGAGAUUGUACUUCCGAACGUCCUUCCCGUCGAUCGUCACCCGUCCGGACGACGGCUCGUAGAAUCUUUGUAUGAGGGAGAUAACCGAGCUUUUUCCGCAACCGCUCGGGCCCACGAGGGCGAGGGUUUUACCCGCGCGGGCUCGGAGGGUGAGGUCUCGGAGGACGGGGAAAUCGGGCCGGGCCGGGUACGCGAAGUCAACGUGCCUGAGCUCGACCUCGCCCCGGAUGCGGUCGGGGGCGGGGCCCGCGGACGGGUCGUCGGGCUCGAUCUCGGUUUUGCGGUCGAGGAGGGCGAAGACGGAACGCAUGGCUCGGCCGCCCUUGAUGAAGUCGGGGGCGAGGGUGAGAGUCUCGGCGGCGCCGUUGGCAGAGACCAUGAGGACCAUGAAGACGCGGAUGGCUCGGGAGAAGUCGGAGAGGCCGUGGCGGACGAGCCACGAGGCGUACCAGAGGCCGAGGGCAUAGGAAGCGUAGAGGGCGAAUUGGGCCAGCCCGUAACCGCUGCCCGCGAUCUGGCCCAUCCAGAACGAGCGGCGAAGUGGGGGCCGAAGGCUCGAGGCGAAGAGGGACGCGAUCUUGGGCUCCGAGUUGAAGGCGGCAACCGUGCGGAGGUUGGAGACGGCCUCGCCGGCAAGCUGGGUCGACUUCGCGUGGGCGGCCUCGAGGUCGCCGGAGAAUCCAUUCAUGAACAUUUUCUGUUUUCAUGUACUCCGAUGAGCACGAGCGCAAGCCGCCACUGCAGCACGAACCCGGCCGUGCAGGCAACAAUCAUAAGCGCCGAGUUCUGCAUGAUAACCGAUAUCCUAUCCCCAAUAGCCGACCGAACAUUAUUCGCAUCGAGCGCCAGCCUGGCGGCAACCCUCGAGCUCUCGUUCUCCUCCGAGUCGAACCAUGCCAUCUCAUUCCUCAUCACGGCCUCCAACAUCUUCUCCCGAACCCGCCUCGUCAGAUUCUCCCCAACCGUGUCCCAAAAAUAA
Messenger RNA from Striga asiatica, 1041 nucleotides. NCBI's taxonomy places the organism in Eukaryota, Viridiplantae, Streptophyta, Magnoliopsida, Lamiales, Orobanchaceae. The record is from the annotation of a GenBank genome assembly.